UCAAUGCGAGAAGAUAAUUCCUGGGUAAUGGACACUUCAGAGUUAGAAGAAACAAAUACAAAUAAAAUAAAAAGCAAAGAAAUUUUAGAUGUUGAUUCCGGAAUUGAAAAUAUGGAAGUUGAGGAAUCAGAAAGGAAAGAAUUUGAAAACACUGAAAUAAAUAGAGUUUCUAGUUCCAAUGAAGGAAACACGGAAAAAGUUGUCACAACAAUUAGUAGAAUUUUAUGUGUUUCUUGGAAUGAACAAAAUGAAGGAACUGUGUUGUUGCCUGCUAAUAAUGUUUUAUUUAAUACUGAUGCUUUAAACCCAGAUUAUCAAGAUUUAAUCAGUCAGUCUUUAAUGGAAAUUUUAUGUCAGUUUGCUAGUGGAUUAGAUCCAUUACAUGGAGUACCACAGAAUGUAAUAACACCUAAUGAUGUUUCUCCAAGCAGUCCUGACCUUCCAAGCACUCCUGUCAAUUCCACUUGUUUACCCGAUAAUUGUUACAAUCAAAAUAAUAUUACAAAGCAGACUGAUGGUUUAUAUUAUCUCAUGAACUGUUAUUCAAGAGUAUCAUUAGAAGAAAGAAAUCAUCCUAAGAAAUGCAGCAGCACUCCUUUAAAGGAAGUUUUGGCAGAAAUCAGGUCACAAUGUGUUCAAUAUGCUUCACUCAUCCUUCAAGAAAUAAUUGCAGUGUCUUCUCCGAAAAACAGCCCUCUUUUGUUUCCACUCUUAACUCAAACUGUACCACGUGGAUUUUUACUAGAAUUGGUUGCCAAAACACAUCAAAAUACAAUAAUAUUUAGCAAAAUAUUUACUCCAUUACUUCAGGGAUUAUUUCAAAUAAUGCAAAGCUCUUCGAUUGUUGCUAGUAGUCAUAGAGCACCUUUGCAAGUAUUAGCAGAGUUGACUGACAUUAAAGUAGGAAAUGUUCGCCCUUUUUGUAAACUGAUAGUAGAACAAACUCAGUUUUUGCCUGAUCCUGUAACUCGAGUUCAAGGUAGAGAAAUUUCAAAGACUUCAUUCUUAGGUCCAUUUUUAUCUGUUUCUGUAUUCGCUGAAGAUGAACCUAAAGUUGCUGAGAAGUUUUUUUCUGGAAAUACUUCUGCUGACAAAGCUGUGGUUCAAACCUUACAAAGUGAAUUAGAGCACACUAGGGCAUUGCUUUAUGAAAUAUUUCAUGAUACAUUUGUUAAUGGUUCAUCUCGAGAUCAUUUAUUAGAAUAUGUAGCUAGUGUAUUAAGAUUCAAUGAAAAAAGAGCUCAAAUUCAAGUUGUUGAAUUAGCAAAUGCAGGCGAUGGUUUUAUGCUUAAUUUACUUUCUGUUUUACAGCUGUUAUCAGUUAAGGUGAAAUUAGAUAAAGUGGAUUCCAUGUAUCCUUUUCAUCCCAAAUCAUUAGUUGAAAUAAAAAAAGAUGAAACUCGCUUGCGAUUUACUUCUCAAGAAGUUGUCACUUGGGUGGAUGAACUCAGGAGAAAUCCUGUUCAUACUUGGCGUGAACCUAAAUUUCCUACACAGUGUUGGUUUCUUACACUUCAUGCUCAUCAUUUAACACUUAUUCCUGCAUUAAAUAAAUAUCAAAGGAGGUUGAGGGCACUCAGAGACUUACAUAAAUUAGUUGAGGAAAUGUCUGCUAGCGAAAUUCAUUGGAAAGAUUUGCCACUCGCUGCCAGAAAUAAGGAAUUAAUCAAAAGAUGGAAAUUACAAAUUAAGAAAUUAACUCGUAGCCGUGCGUGCGCUGACGCUGGACUACUUGAUGAUUCGCUUUUAAAACGAUCACUCACGUAUUACUCUUCAGUAGCUGAAUAUUUGUUAGAGCUUUUAUGCCCAGGAGGAAGUGUUAUUAUACAAUCAUUACCAGUUCCGGAAGCUCCAGCUUUAUUUUCAGCAUUACCCGAAUGGUAUCUCGAAGACAUUGCUGAAUUUUUACUAUUUACACUUCAAUUCCGCCCGGACAUUGUAGCAAGUUUUGCAGAAGAUGUUCUUAUUACUUGGCUUUUGGUUGCUACCUGUUCUCCUCACUGCAUUAAAAACCCGUACCUUGUAGCUAAAAUAAUAGAAGUUAUGUUUGUACUAAAUCCGGGUAUUCAACCUAGAACUGAAGUAUUAUACGACAGAUUAAUGUCUCAUUACGUUUCCAAAAAUUAUCUUCCGGGAGCUCUCAUGAAAUUUUACACGGAUGUCGAAACUACGGGAUCCAGUUCUGAAUUUUAUGAUAAAUUCACUAUUCGAUAUCACAUUAGUAUUAUCCUUAAAGGAAUGUGGGAUUCACCAGUACAUAGAUUAUCAGUCAUCAAAGAAUCCAGAUCUGGAACGCAAUUUGUGAAAUUUGUUAACAUGCUCAUGAAUGAUACUACUUUUCUCUUGGAUGAAAGUUUAGAAUCCCUUAAAAGAAUCCACGAGAUACAAGAACUCCUUAGUGAUCCAGCUGCUUGGGCUGCUCUUACUGUCGAACAACAGCAAUCCAAACAGAGACAAUUGGCUGCAGAUGAGAGGCAAUGCCGAAGUUAUUUAACACUCGCUAGAGAAACAGUUGACAUGUUUCAUUACUUAACAAUGGACAUAAAGGGCCCCUUUUUGAGACCUGAACUCGCAGACAGACUUUCUGCCAUGUUAAAUUUUAAUCUUAAACAAUUGUGUGGGCCCAAGUGUAAAAAUUUAAAAGUUAAAACACCCGAAAAAUACGGAUGGGAGCCGAGGAGGCUUCUUAGUCAAUUGGCAGACAUUUACUUACAUUUAGAUUGUGAAGAAUUUGCAUCUGCUUUGGCUGGAGAUGAAAGAUCAUUUAAGAAAGAUCUUUUAGAAGAUGCUGCUCUAAGAAUGGAAAGAGCUUCGAUAAAAACUCAAACGGAAUUGGAGCAAUUUAGAAAUUUGAUUCAAAGAGCUGCAGAUAUUCAAGAACAAAAUAAAAACAGAGAAGUAGAUUAUAGCGAUGCUCCAGAUGAAUUCAGGGAUCCUUUAAUGGAUACGCUAAUGGAAGAACCCGUGCUAUUACCUUCCGGAAAAGUAAUGGAUCGACCCGUUAUUAUUCGUCAUUUGCUCAAUUCUUCAACCGAUCCUUUUAACCGUCAACCUUUGACAGAAGAUAUGCUACUACCAGCCACAGAUUUAAAAGAGCGAAUAAUUAAAUGGAAAAAAGAAAAAAUCAAAUCAAAUUCAUCGAAAUAA
Messenger RNA from Pediculus humanus corporis (human body louse), 3147 nucleotides. RefSeq names its product ubiquitin conjugation factor E4 B, putative. Gene Ontology annotation, biological process: protein polyubiquitination. The coding region runs from base 4 to 3147 and encodes 1047 amino acids. The transcript is spliced from 11 exons. Gene Ontology annotation, cellular component: nucleus; cytoplasm; ubiquitin ligase complex. NCBI's taxonomy places the organism in Eukaryota, Metazoa, Arthropoda, Insecta, Psocodea, Pediculidae. The record is from RefSeq and is a predicted model, not a curated record. Gene Ontology annotation, molecular function: ubiquitin-ubiquitin ligase activity.